AUGUUGGAAGACGUUCAAAAGCAUUCGGUCCACACGCUGGUCUUUAGGUCCCUCAAGAGGACUCAUGACAUGUUUGUGUCCGACCAAGCCAAGUACAUAGCAUUGGAUGACAAAAGUCACAAGCUGAAAAUGGCUGUUAAACUAAAAACGGAGUACGAUGCUGUCCUCCACAUGCCCGUCUUGAAGGAGCCCAAAGAAAGAAUGGCUUUGCCGGCAAACAAUAUGCAGCUUCAGCUGGGUUACACACAGCCGGUAUCUGAUGACCCAGAGUACAUGAUUACCGGGACACAUGCUUAUCCCUCUGGACCAGGAGUGGCGCUGACAGCUGACACAAAGGUCCACAGGAAUCCCAGCGAGGCAGGCGUCCACUCCAUGGCUUUGGCACUGCCGCCGUCGCAGGCCAGCCAAGACGCCGGCCGCACCGCCGCCAGCGUUCCGGACAUCCAUCGACACGCCGGGGCAGCGGAGCGCUCGCUCCCGCCUUCGUCCGCGUUGUCGCUGGCGGAAAGCGGUGGCACCAGGACGUCCGCUCUCAUCAGGCGAGCGCCCAGCAUGCCUAAGCCACAGUGGCACCCGCCGUGGAAACUUUUUCGGGUCAUCAGCGGUCACCUUGGCUGGGUGCGCUCUAUUGCUGUGGAGCCAGGCAAUCAGUGGUUCGUCACCGGCUCUGCUGAUAGGACUAUAAAGAUCUGGGACUUGGCGAGCGGGAAGCUGAAGUUGUCGCUAACGGGCCACAUUAGCACGGUGCGCGGCGUGGCGGUCAGCAGUCGCAGCCCCUACCUCUUUUCUUGCGGCGAGGACAAGCAAGUCAAGUGCUGGGAUUUGGAGUACAACAAGGUCAUCCGCCACUACCACGGCCACCUGAGCGCCGUGUACGGCCUGGACUUACACCCCACCAUAGACGUGCUGGUGACGUGCAGCAGAGACGCCACGGCCAGGGUGUGGGAUAUCCGCUCCAAAGCCAAUGCGCACACGCUCACCGGUCACACCAACACGGUGGCCACGGUCCGGUGUCAGGCCGCCGAGCCGCAAGUCAUCACCGGGAGCCACGACUCGACCAUCCGGUUGUGGGACUUGAUUGCGGGCAAAACCAGAGCCACGCUGACUAAUCACAAGAAGUCCGUCAGAAGCGUUGUGCUGCAUCCACGACAAUACACUUUUGCCUCCGGUUCGGCCGACAACAUCAAACAGUGGAUGUUCCCGGACGGCAAAUUUAUUCAGAACCUGUCGGGCCACAACGCCAUCAUCAACACGCUGGCCGUCAACUCCGACGGCGUCCUGGUGUCCGGAGCCGACAACGGGACCGUCCACUUGUGGGACUGGAGGACCGGCUACAACUUCCAGCGAAUCCACGCCGCCGUGCAGCCCGGUUCCCUGGACAGCGAGUCGGGCAUCUUCGCUUGCAUCUUCGACAACUCGGAAAGCCGUCUGAUCACGGCCGAGGCCGACAAGACCAUCAAAGUCUACAAAGAAGAUGACACCGCUACGGAAGAGAGUCACCCUAUCAACUGGAAACCAGAAAUCCUAAAGAGAAAAAGAUUCUAA
This is a messenger RNA of Nerophis lumbriciformis (worm pipefish), 1545 nucleotides long. Lineage: Eukaryota; Metazoa; Chordata; Actinopteri; Syngnathiformes; Syngnathidae. The record is from RefSeq and is a predicted model, not a curated record.